Oryza brachyantha (malo sina) is the source of this 1038-nucleotide messenger RNA. Its product is annotated as transcription factor JAMYB-like. Lineage: Eukaryota; Viridiplantae; Streptophyta; Magnoliopsida; Poales; Poaceae. Gene Ontology annotation, biological process: regulation of DNA-templated transcription. Gene Ontology annotation, cellular component: nucleus. The transcript has a single exon. The record is from RefSeq and is a predicted model, not a curated record. Gene Ontology annotation, molecular function: DNA-binding transcription factor activity; sequence-specific DNA binding. Bases 1 to 921 code for a protein of 306 amino acids.
AUGGACGCGCGGUGUGGGUGGACGGCGGCGGCGGCGGAGAUGGCGGAGGAGCUGGAGGAUGGUUUCCGGAGAGGGCCGUGGGCGGCGGAGGAGGACGCGGUGCUGGCCGGGCACGUGGCGGCGCACGGGGAGGGGCGGUGGAACGAGGUGGCGCGGGCGGCGGGGCUGAGGCGGACCGGGAAGAGCUGCCGGCUCCGGUGGCUCAACUACCUCCGCCCCGACGUGCGGCGCGGGGACUUCACCCCGCAGGAGCAGCUGCUCAUCCUGGAGCUCCACUCCCGGUGGGGGAACCGCUGGUCCAGGAUCGCGCAGCACCUGCCCGGGAGGACGGACAACGAGAUCAAGAACUACUGGCGGACCCGGGUGCAGAAGCACGCCAAGCAGCUCGGCUGCGACGUCAACAGCGGCCAGUUCAGGGACGUCAUGAGGCACCUCUGGAUGCCACGCCUCGUCGAGAGGAUCCAGGCGGCCGCCGCCGCCGCAACGGCGCUGGCCACCUCGCCGGACGAGCACGCCGCGCCGGCUGUUGCUCACGGCGACAUGUGCCACUCACCCGACCCGUCAACGACGACGAUGUCGAGCACCGGCACCUCCGCGGGGUCGUCUUCAACGUCGUCGUCGAUAACGUCCACGUCGGUGCCGCGCGGCGAGCAGUUCCCGUCGUCGACGAACCAGGAGCACCUGGCCAUGGCCAGCGUCACCGCCGUGGCGGCGGCGGAUUGGUCGAGCGAGCAAUACGGCAGCGCGAGCACCGGGUUCGGUGCUGAUGACAUGUUCGAGGGGAGCUGGUCGGAGCUCCUCGCUCGCGCCUACGACGACGACGGCGCUGAUUCUUCGCUGCUGCCGGACUUCCAAACGGCAGAAACCGGAGACAAUUGGUGGAGUUUGGAGGACGACAUCUGGUCGCAGAGGCCGUACUGAUAAUUAAUUCAAUUAUGUGCUAAGUACACUACGGAGUACAUAGCUCUUAUGAAUGACCAAGUUAAUUUAUUUGUAAUACUAUUACUGAUUGAUCUUAGUGAACAAAAUGACGAAGCA